AAUGAAACCCCCACUGAAGUCCGUAGGUUCACGAUACAACCCCCCGCUGCUCAACUCAGAGAAAAGACUGAAGAACAUACAGAAGACUAUGAGACAACACUUCCAGAGACAAGUCAGAGUCUUUCUGAAACUCAAUUAUUACACAGGGCUGCAGACAUAUUGAGGAAAAGCAUGGAGCAGGUAGAGCAUGACAGUAAAUCAUAUGUCAGCAGUGAUCGUCUAUCACGUUGUCAAUGCAGCAAGUAUGUACCAAACACCCUGUAUGAUUUUGUGAACUGGUGUGUUGAUUCACGUGCCCACAGAGGUUACCAAACAUGUGAUGAUGACCCAGCUUCGAAGGACAAUCUGUGUGUGAUAGCAAUCUGUCAUGAUCUCAUUGGGCAGAGCCGUCACAUCCAUACGCCAAUCACACUGGGACUCGCCAUUUUGAUUCAUCAUGAGUUUGGUAGUAAGACACUCAUCGAUGAGCUCAGUGCAAUGGGGCACUGUGUUUCCUAUACAGAGGUUAGGCAUUUCCUCACAUCUGUGGCAGCAGACCAGAUAUCAAGGACAGAAAGAGGUGUCUACAUCCCAACAGGCCUCACUGGAGUCGCUGAACAUGGAAUUGUUGAUGCAGCCAUCGACAACUUUGACCAAAAUGAAGAUACCCUGGAUGGGAAGCAUACAACUCAUGCUAUGGCUUCUGUUGUGUUCCGAAGAGGCCAAGUCUCCACAGCAGAUACAUGCCUAGCACGGGUUCCAGAGAGGUCCCUCACCACCUUAAACACAUUCGACCUGAAUGGAGAUACACUUCACAGAUACAUCAAAUCAACAAAGCGACCAGAACCACCUGAAUUUCCUGAGUUACUAAACACAAACACAACAGUCUCUAAAGCAGCUGAAGACAGAGAUCUGGUAUGGAAGCUGUCCCGAAAUGUAAUUGAGAAUCAGCAGCAUGUCCCUUCAUGGUCUGCAUUCAAUGCCUUCACGUCAGACACUGCUUGUUCAGUAGCCAGUGUACUCUACAUGCCCUUCAUAAGAGAAUCACCCUCAGAAUUGUCCACCAUCUAUACAUCUUUGAUAAGACUUGUACAGCUUGCUGCAGACCUGGGACAGGACCAUAUUCUUGUGACUGCAGACCUUGCUAUUUAUAGUAAAGCACAACAGAUAAUGUGGAGCAAACCACUUCCUUUACAAGGAAAGAUCACAAUGAGACUGGGAGGUAUGCAUAUCACGAUGGCUUACCUGGCAAGCAUCGGAAAGCUGUAUGGCGAUGGUGGACUCUUUGACAUACUUACUGAGUCAGAUGUGUAUGCAGAGGGAACAGCUAGACAGAUGCUUCAAGGGAAACGGCUGGCAAGAGGAGUAAGGAGCAUAAAGCUAGCCUCUGAGGCUCUGUUCAGGCUCUUCUGGAAAGCUAUGCAAUCAUGGCUUGAAAAACAAGGCCAAUGUGCAAUGACUGAAGAACAAGAGCAACUCCUACGAGAUGUAAAGCAUGCAUUUCAUGGUAAUGACAAGGCCACUGCUCAACAGUUCAUCUGUGAGGUGGAGACUGAACUCCAUGAGAUUCAGAAGAAAAUCCAGAAGUUCACAAAUGAGGGAGUUAAGCAAUCAGCAACAUUUGGAUACUGGAUAAUGUUCCUAAAUGGUGCUGAUCUGUUGCUACGGAUCCUUCGCUCAGAACGCGAAGCUGACUUUCAACUUCACCUGAAUUGCAUGUGUGAAGUUAUGCCUUGGUUCAGAGCUGCUGGAAGGACCAAUUAUUCCAAUUACAUGCCUGUCUAUGUUGCAGAAAUGAAAGCUCUUGAACAUGAACAACCAGAAGCAUACACAUUCAUGCAGCAAGGUGGGUUUGUUGUUCGCCGGUCUGAGCAUCGAAGCUUCAACUGUGUGGCAUCUGAUCAGGCACUGAAGCAAACCAUUAAUCGUGAAGGCAAGAGUCAGGGUGGAGUUGUUGGUUUUACAUUGCGAAAGGGAGCUCUCACAAGAUGGCUGAUGACAAGACAUGUGACCACAGCAUAUGUGGAUGCCAUGAAAGAGCUUUGUGACACUGAUGCAAAGGGCCAAAAAGUACACCAGGAGCAUGGAGCAUCCAGAACGGAAAGAGACGAGAGAGACAUACAGAAGAUAAUGGAAGCUGUGGAGCAGAGACAGAAUCCUUUUGAUCUUGAAAGCAUUCCUGAGGAAUUGAUCAAUAUUGCAAGUGGUCAGGUUGCAUCUGAGAAGGUUGCAAAAGGGCUCUCAAGCUUCCUCCAAGAUGGUGCAAAGCAGAAUGCCGUCUUUAUUGAAGAACGUCUGGCAAAAUCAAAAAGAACAAAGAGCUUCUGGGAGCCUGAGAAAAGAAACCAGUGUGCAACCUUCAAGGAUAUGAAAACAUCAUUUGGAGUCCAGUCUAGACAGGUUCACAUGGACUCAGAUGUGCUCUUUCGAAGGUUACUGGCUGUUUCCAAGCAGCGAGAGGUGUCCAUGGAAACUGUGAUGUCUCAUGAACUCGCAGCUGUCCCGCCCUCUUUGUUUUAUGAUGAUGGAAGCAUGAGGAAGACAACUAAAGCUGACCUUGCCAAGAAACUGGAGGCUGUUGUUGAAGAGUCACAGCAGCUGCCAAAUGUUGACGUACCAUCAGCAUACAUCAUCGAUGGCAUGGCUCUUAUACAGACUCUCCAUGAUUCAGCCUUUCAAACAUUCAACGACCUGGCCGAGUGUGUCUGGAAAAAGAUCACAAUGUUAAUGGGAAAGGAAGGCAUCAGCUGUGUUGUUGUAGUGUUUGACAGAUAUGACCAUCAACACUCAGUCAAAGAUCUAGAGAGGCAAAGAAGAGGCACCAUUCAAACCACACGAACACAUAUCAUCACAGGACAAGCAAGUGUUCCAAACUAUAGGAAAUACCUUAAGAUAAGUGGAAACAAGGCUGCUCUAUGUAGCUUUGUGAGUAACUACAUCACAAGUACUGGGCCGAUGAGACUCUCUUCAGAGAACACAGUUAUCUUGGCUGGUGGAUUUGAUAAUGGUGAGGAAGUAAAGAGGGUUAGGAAGUCAGGCAUCGACAAUUUGACAGAGCUUUAAAGUGACCAGGAGGAGGCAGAUACGAGACUGGUGUUACAUGCAAUACACCUUGCAAGGUCACAUUCUCGUCUAAUAGUCAAAUGUGAUGACACAGAUGUGCUGGUUUUGCUGAUCUACUAUACAAGCAAAGGAAUGUUUGGAUCCUCUGCAGUUUUCAUGCACUCUGGACAUGGCCUGAAGGAAAGAUUCAUCCCAGUCUGUUCAAUCACUCAGAAGCUUGGACCGGUUCUUUGUGAUUGUUUGCCUGCAUGCCAUGCCCUCACAGGUUGCGAUACAACAAGCAGCUUAUACAGAAUUGGGAAGACCACUGCCUUCACAAGACUGAAGUCCCAUCUGAGUGAGCUGAAGGAAAUGACUAAGUUUGGACUUUCUGGAAGCCUGCAAGAAGCUUUGCCUGUGGCAAGAAAAUAUGCCCUGCUCCUGUAUGGCCAAAAGAAAAGGGUGGAUGGACAUCUUUGCACCAAUCUGGAUGAGCUGAGGUACACACUUGCAUCUACCACAGAUGCAUCUGCAGCAAAUCUACCUCCAACAGAAGAUGCCUUCCAGCAACAUGUGUUGAGAGCCUUGUAUCAAACAGCAGUGUGGCGUCACAGCCACCUGGCCAGGCCUCAUCUCUGGAACCCAGUUGGUAGAGGAUGGAAGCUCAGAGAAGAUGGGUCCAUUGAACCUGUGAUGUUCCAGAAGGAACCAGCACCUAAAGAAGUCAGAGACAUCACCCAUAUGUACUGUAAAGAUGGAAAAUGCAAUGAUACCACCAAAUGCCAGUGUCUUGCAGUGGGAUUGACUUGCACUGAGUUUUGCUCUUGCUCUUUUCCAGACUGUCCAAAUGUGACUCAUUUUGUCACUGAUGAUGAUGUGGAUGAGUGACAAUGAAAUGUUAUAGUUUAAGUAAUAGUUUUAUUAAAAGGCUCAUCAAUGCCAAACUGCAAUCCUGACUCCUGGUCUCCUGUGUGUGCUAUUGCCAGGCCCUAAGCCAUAACUAGACUCGCCUCAGAUAGGACACUACAGCACAUUGCAAUGCAAUGAGUUCUUUCAUUUGGGACAGCUAAAACAUCUAAUUAUGAAUGGUUGCAUGGUUUAUUUUAUAUUAUAUAUAUAAUAUAUUUAUAUUAUAUUUUUAUAUUUGGUUGGCUGGAUUUAGCGCAAUGACAUCCUUCCAACAAGCCAUUUUAUGAGUUUAGUCACUGUAAACGUGUCAUCUUUCAAUUUCAGUCUUUGUUUCCAUAUGAACUGUAUAGAUAUAUACAGUAUAUAUACAAUGUGCUAUAUUAUUUGUGUCAUUAUUAAAUGUGUAGUAUAGAGCAGCACUAACCUCUUACUUAAUUUGCAAUUUGCAGCUUUGGACUUUUAUAUCAGAGUUUCAUUUUCUUUCAUUUUGGACACCUCAUACAUUGAGUGACAUACCAUCUUUAUUGUUCAUACCAUAUAUACAUAUUUGGUAUUGCUGGAUUCAGCACAAUCCCACCUUUCCAACAAGCCAUCUUAUGUGUUCCUAUGAUAAUGCCUGGCAAAGCAACUACAAAGUAAAUGAUAACAUUCUGCAUAGAAAUCAUUUUUUUCACUGUCCGCUUAUUUUAGGUAUGUGUUUAUAGGUCUCCAUCUACUUCAUACAUCAAGAUAUUCACAUCCAGCUUUUUCCAGUAGGUGCAUUGACUCCCUGGCUACAAACUUGCCAAGUCUCAAAGCUCUCAGAGCUUGUGUUAUCAUUCUGCAUUAGUUUAUAUGUCUUAACUCCCAUACGGACAGGCUAUAUUUUAGGCCUUUUUUUGUUUGGAGGUAUAUAACAAUAUCUGUCAAUUUCACAAUCUUAGCAGUAAAAAUAUUUUAGCCAAGAAUCACUUUCAUGUAUGGGAGACCUUAGAGAUGAGGAAAAACAUUGUUGGGUUUAGUUCUACCUCCGGUAGGGGUAUCUCAGAAUUUGGGGGGCAUUGUCACUAGCCUAUUCCUGAAUAUGUCUCCUCGGAAACCUAAACACACAUCCACUCUCAUUUCACUCGACCAACUUGUUGCUAAAUAACUUACAUACUUUCACAAGAUAUCAACUCAUCUAUCAAGGCAUUGAACAAAUAAAACAAAAAACAUUUUUGAUGCCAUGACAUCCGAAGUUUGUAGCAAGGCCUGCAGUGAAAUUUGAAACU
Gadus chalcogrammus (walleye pollock) is the source of this 5180-nucleotide messenger RNA. RefSeq lists its product as uncharacterized. Bases 172 to 3042 code for a protein of 956 amino acids. The record is from RefSeq and is a predicted model, not a curated record. The transcript has 2 exons. NCBI's taxonomy places the organism in Eukaryota, Metazoa, Chordata, Actinopteri, Gadiformes, Gadidae.